Cutaneotrichosporon cavernicola is the source of this 2355-nucleotide messenger RNA. RefSeq lists its product as uncharacterized. The transcript has 2 exons. Lineage: Eukaryota; Fungi; Basidiomycota; Tremellomycetes; Trichosporonales; Trichosporonaceae. Gene Ontology annotation, molecular function: RNA helicase activity; nucleic acid binding; ATP binding. Bases 1 to 2355 code for a protein of 784 amino acids. The record is from RefSeq and is a predicted model, not a curated record.
AUGUCGCUCGACUUUAUCGGGACCAUCGAUUCGGACGACGAGGGCCCGCAGGUCGACGUGCGCGCCGAGUCGUCCAAGCGCGCUGAGGCUGCCGACGAGUUUGCGGCUGACUUUGCCUUCGACCUCGACGGCGCAGGACCCGGCACCCUCGAUCUCUGGGGCGGCGACGAGGUCAAGGGUGCGGAAGGACCGGUAACAGUCGAUGACAUUAUCGAGCGCAAGACGGGCAAGGCACUGCGGUCGUAUCGCGAGCGCAAGCGGAGGAGGGACGAGGGCGAGGAUGAGGAGGAUGAGGAGAGGAGUGAGGCCAGCGACGAGGGGAGUGACGACGAGGAGGAGGAGAGGGAGGAGGACAACGACCUCGAGAUCGACGGCGACGAGUCCGGGGACGAGGAGAUGGAGGCUGACUUUGAUGAGGACGAUGAGGAUGGCCAGGACGAGGAUGACGAUGAGGACGAGGAUGAUGAGGAUGAUGGGGACGAGACGGACGGCGGCUCGUCAUCUGACGAGGAGGAGGAGACCGCCGCCGAGAAGGCGCGCAAAGACGCGUUCUUCGCAGCCGACCCGACAGCCGAGCAGACCGACCUGCCCACUUCGUUCUCUUCGAUGAACCUCUCACGGCCGAUGCUCCGUGCCCUCACUUCGCUGGGCUUCACUGCGCCAACUCCUAUUCAGUCGCGUGCUGUCCCUCUCGCGCUACUGGGCCGCGACAUCCUCGGUUCGGCGGUGACAGGUUCCGGUAAGACGGCAGCGUUCAUGAUCCCCAUCCUGGAGCGCCUGAGCUACCGUGACCGUGGGCGAGGUGGACAGGCAUGCCGUGUGCUUGUGCUGUGUCCUACCCGCGAAUUGGCAGUGCAAUGCGAGCAGGUCGGUAAGGCACUGGCAGAGCGCGGCGGCUUCGACGUCCGCUUCGCCCUGCUCGUUGGUGGCCUCUCCCUCUCGGUACAGGCGCACGCUCUCCGCACCCUCCCGGACAUUCUGAUCGCCACACCCGGUCGUCUCAUCGACCACCUGACUAACACGCCCUCGUUCACCCUCUCGGCGCUGGACAUUCUCGUCAUCGACGAGGCGGACCGCAUGCUCGAAGCCGGGUUCACAGACGAGCUCGAGGAGAUUGUGCGCCAGUGCCCGCGCGGUCGGCAGACCAUGCUCUUCUCGGCUACCAUGGACGACUCUGUCGACGAGCUGGUCAAGCUCUCGCUCGACAAGCCUGUGCGCGUCUUUGUCGACAAGGAGCGUAACACGGCUGCGGGACUUACGCAGGAGUUUGUGCGUAUCCGUGAUGACGACUUGCGCUCGCCAGCGCUCCUCACACUAUGCCGCCGCACAGUGCGCGAGCGGUGUAUCAUCUUCUUCCGCUCCAAAGCGCUUGCGCACCAGAUGCGUGUCGUCUUUGGUCUCUGUGGCCUCAAGGCGGCCGAGCUCCACGGCAACCUCACGCAGGAGCAGCGUCUGGUUGCUCUCAAGGAGUUCAAGGAGGGCCACGUCGACUACCUCCUCGCGACGGACCUUGCAUCGCGUGGUCUCGACAUCAAGGGUGUUGAGACCGUCAUCAACUACGACAUGCCCUCCCAGCUCGCGCAAUACACGCAUCGCGUGGGCCGUACUGCACGCGCGGGGCGCAAGGGUCGGUCUAUUACGCUCGUGGGUGAGGCGGACCGCAAGAUGCUCAAGGCUGUCAUCAAGCAGAGCCGCGAGGACCAGAUCCGCCAUCGUAUCAUCCCUGGUGAUGCGAUUGCCGAGCAGGCUGCGCGGCUCGACGAGUUGCGCGACGACGUCACCGAGGUGCUCAAGGAGGAGAAGGAGGAGAAGGUAAUGCGCCAGGCGGACAUGGAACUGCGCAAGGGCCAGAACAUGGUCGAGCAUGAGAAGGAAAUCUUCUCGCGUCCUGCCCGUACAUGGUUCCAGAGCGAGAAGGACAAGGCGGUUGCCAAGGAGGCUGGCAAGGCUGUUCACACUGGCGAGGCCAAGGCGGCUGCUCGUGCGGCCAAGGCGGACGCGAACGGCAAGAAGGAGAAGCAUGGGCGAUACGACGGUCUCUCGCGCCGGCUAAAACGACGCAAGAUGGCCAACGACGAGGAGGCACGCGAGAAUGCGGCUGUCAAGGUCUCUGCGGCGAUCCGGAGCGCCAAAAGGGCAUCGCGACCGGUCAAGAUCACCGAGCCUCUCAAGGCCAAGUCUGCGGCGGCCGCGGGCAAGGGUAAGAAGAGGAAGACGUCGCGGAUUGGCAAGGGAAGCGCUUUUGGUGAGAGCCACGAGGGCAUGCGGUCCAAGCCGGUCAAGGUCAACCUACAGAAGAAGGGCGGGAAGACCAAGGGCAAGGGCAAGGGCAAUGGCAAGGUUGGCAAGCGGUAG